AUCAGCGCUCGGUUCCAACAUGUACACGUACCUGAAGUUCGGCCUACCUCGGGUGUUUCCGCCGAAUGGUGUGAGGGGCGGAAGAGACGGCAGCAGCGGCUACGACUCCAGUGAUGAUGGUGGCGGUGGAGGGGGGAACGGUACUGCAGCCAGACCGCGACCCAGAGCUAGACAUGCAAGUCAGCAACAUUUGCACGCCCCACCCGGAUACUAUCUACGCGCCAGGAGUGAUCCUGAUUUCCGGAACACGCCGUACCAUGGGCCAAGCAUGCCCCUGAGACAACAGAUGGGUGGCCCUGGGGGCGGGGGUGGAAUGCCGCCUCCCCCCCACCAGCAGCACCCAGCCGGGGGCCGUGGCAAGAGUGUGAGUGAGGCCAACCUGCUCGCGCCAGAACUGCUGAUGAGGCAUAACGCAGCGCCAUACGAGCACAGGCGCAGUGUACAUGAUCUGCGGGGCGCGAUCGCCUACUCGGAGCUCGGGGGACCACCGCCACAUGUAUUGGUGCAUAAUGCUAGACACGGGGGUCCAGCUUCCGUGGCAGUGGUGGGAACAGGACACCACCACCCGGCAGUGUUGCCGACCCCACGGCAGCACUCGGUGUUGGAUGGCGGAGUGGGGGGUGGUGCCGCCCCCAGCAUGCUCAGUGGCAUGGCACCCCCCUCCUCACGAGCCCACUCUGCCCUCCGCUCUCAUGACGCACCGCCAGGCAUGUCCUUCCAGGUGCAUCGUGGGGAGGCGUUUAGUGGAGCCUAUCCGCAUUUGCAGGUUCGAGGUCUAGAUGUAGACGGCAAGAACAACGAACCUCUGCUCCAGUCGGUUUCGUUCGAAGCCAAAGCUGGAGAAAUCUUAGCAGUCAUGGCAACACAAGUUGACGAAGGUCGUGCCAUUCUGGACAUCCUGUCGGGUACAAGACGGGCGAGAACCAUCCACAUAGUGCUGAACGGACAGAGCAUCAGUCAGCGAGUGCUGAGGAAGAGGGUGGCCUAUGUGAGGAGUGACUGCACCCUGGCGGGGAGUCUUAGUGUGUCGCAGACGCUUGCAUUCUAUUCAAGACUCAGGAGGCCUCCCAGGGGGCCCACCAAAGUAUCUUCCACCGAUCAGAGGAGUGGGCCUGACUCAGGUGCUGGACACAAAAGUGGCAAGCCUGACCGACUCGGAAGCGCAAGACUGAGCUUGGCCUGCCAUCUGGUGCCGACGCCGAAAUUCUGCUUCUGGAUCGCCCCACGCGGUCCAUGGACAUUUUUGACACAUUCUUCCUCGUCGAGUUUCUACGACAGUGGGCUGGAGGUAGCAGUACAG
Nilaparvata lugens (brown planthopper) is the source of this 1300-nucleotide messenger RNA. RefSeq lists its product as uncharacterized. Gene Ontology annotation, cellular component: plasma membrane. NCBI's taxonomy places the organism in Eukaryota, Metazoa, Arthropoda, Insecta, Hemiptera, Delphacidae. The record is from RefSeq and is a predicted model, not a curated record.